Molecule: messenger RNA, 2244 nt
Organism: Thelazia callipaeda (thelaziosis nematode)
Lineage: Eukaryota; Metazoa; Nematoda; Chromadorea; Rhabditida; Thelaziidae
Source: the annotation of a GenBank genome assembly
AUGGGUAACUCUGGGAGUAAAAUCAACUUUAACAAAGCAGUAAUUGAACUUACCACAAAGAAAUCAAAAGCAGAAGAAGAUGCUUUUUGGAAUGAACUAUGGUCUGGUAAUAUCAACAGUGCCGCGGAUGUCUUUGCACUAAUUCCACCAAAUGAUAUACGUUCACUGCGUGAUGGUUCUCCAAACAAUCUAGCUACAUUGUGUUACAAAACUGUUUAUCGUUUGACAUCGGCUUGUAGUUCCCCAUCAGCCUUAUCGUCCUUCAAAGUAUUGAACUGUGUGCGACUGCUGACAAGACUUUGUCCUUAUUUAUUCGAAGAUUCCGAUUGGAGAAGCUUUUUUUGGUCAUUACCUCCAGCGGAACAGCAGUUUUCUCAUCAACCAUUAGCGUGCACGUUGAUGACUGCUCUUACAGAUCUUUUAUUUUGUCCUGACUUUACUGUUUCAUCACUCAAAAGUUCAGCGACAGAAUCCGAUGAUUUAAGCACUGUCGAUAGUUGUGAAUAUAUAUGGGAAGCUGGUGUUGGCUUUGCUACUAAACCAUCGCAAAUAGGAGAACACGAUCAGCGACGAACUGAAAUUCUGAAACUUUUACUUACAUGCUUUUCCGAAGUUAUUUACACUACAGCCGCUAGUGAAAAUCGAAUGCGAUGGAUAGCUAGAUUUACAUCUGCUGAAAACCGCCAUGUUUUACCACUUUUCACUUCAUUACUUAACGUCGUUUGCGCAUAUGAUCCUGUUGGCUACGGUGUACCAUAUAAUUAUUUGCUUUUUACGGACAGCAGAGAACCACUUGUUGAGACAGCUUUACAAGUACUCAUUGUAUGCCUAGACAGUGAGACACAAUCCUCUGAUAAGAAAAAUGAGUAUGACGAUAAUUUUUUUAUUAAUUAUUUGUCAAGGAUCCAUCGUGAAGAAGACUUUGAAUUCAUGCUAAAAGGCAUGACUCGAUUAUUGACUAAUCCAUUGAUUGCAACAUAUCUCCCAAAUUCUACCAAAAAAAUUGCAUUUCAUCAGGAGCUUCUUGUUUUACUGUGGAAGUGUUGUGAAUAUAAUCAAAAGUUUAUGUUUUAUUUGUUAAAAACAAGUGAUGUUCUCGAAGUUCUUGUUCCAAUUUUGUAUCACGUGAACGCUUCUCGCAAUGAUGCAGCUCAUGUCGGUCUAAUACAUAUGGGUGUUUUCAUUAUUCUAUUGUUAAGUGGUGAACGAAACUUCGGCGUGCGUUUAAAUAAACCUUAUAGCCCAAAAGCAUCUAUCGACGUCCAGUCAUUUACUGGGACUCAUGCAGAUCUGCUCAUUCUAGUUUUCCAUAAGUUGAUAACCACUGGCAAUCAUCGAUUGCAAUCAUUAUUUGAAUGUCUUCUAACAAUCAUCGUCAAUGUAUCACCAUAUUUAAAAUCAAUUUCAAUGGUUGCUGCCAAUAAACUUAUUCAUCUUAUUGAAGCGUUUUCUACUCCUUGGUUUCUAUUUUCAUCAUCGACGAAUUACCAUCUUGUUUUUUUCCUCCUAGAAGUUCUCAAUAAUAUUAUUCAAUAUCAGUUUGAUGGUAAUUCAAAUUUAAUAUACACCAUCAUCCGUAAACGCGAAGUUUUUUACCAGCUUGCAAGUCUAUCUUCUGAUUCGGCAUACAUUACGAAAAUGCUAGAGGGACGCAAGAAUCGCAAAUGUGAUGUUUCAGAACCAAAGGAAUCAACUCGCGAAGUGAAACUUGUAAAUAACCACCGAUGGAUCAUCACAACUUGUUCUAUAUAUCUUUUUUAUUAUCUUUUUUUAUUAAAACAUAUUGUAGAUGUCGAGAAUCCUGUCAAUAUAAAAGCUACAUUAGCUAAAACGCCUAAAUUUUCGAAAAUGACUGAAAAAGGGUUAAACGAUUUGACGUAUGACAAUGAUAGUAAUGUUCAAGAAAGAUGGGUACCGACAACACAAUGGGUAGAAUCUUGGAAAAAUAAACUUCCUUUACAAACAGUAAUGAGGCUUCUGCAAGUACUUGUGCCUCAAGUUGAGAAAAUAUGUAUCGAUAAAGGUUUAACUGAUGAAAGUGAAAUUCUAAAAUUUCUCCAGCAUGGGACGCUGGUAGGAUUGCUACCUGUUCCACACCCUAUACUAAUUCGAAAAUACCAGGCGAAUGCUGGAACGAACCAUUGGUUUCGAACAUAUCUGUGGGGCAUCAUUUAUUUAAGAAACAUCGAUCCACCAAUCUGGUAUGAUACGGAUGUUAAGUUAUUUGAGAUUCAGAGAGCUUGA